Messenger RNA from Impatiens glandulifera, 972 nucleotides. Its product is annotated as GATA transcription factor 1-like. The record is from RefSeq and is a predicted model, not a curated record. NCBI's taxonomy places the organism in Eukaryota, Viridiplantae, Streptophyta, Magnoliopsida, Ericales, Balsaminaceae. Gene Ontology annotation, biological process: regulation of DNA-templated transcription. The transcript has 2 exons. Bases 42 to 776 code for a protein of 244 amino acids. Gene Ontology annotation, molecular function: zinc ion binding; sequence-specific DNA binding.
UGAGAAAUUCCCUUUUGACCUUUCUUUCUCUCUCUAAGAAAAUGGAAACCCCUCUUGAAGAUGGAGAAGUACGUUUCAUGGUGGAGGAUCUUCUCGACUUUACUUUGGACGCCGGCGAGGUUCACGAUGAAAUCGAACAAGGAAAAACCCAGAAAGCUUUUCUUUCUUCAAACCCUAAUAGCCAUGACCAAGAUGACCAGUUUCUCUCUCUACCUGAUUGUAUUGUGGAGGAAGAACUUGAAUGGAUUUUGAACAAGGAUGCAUUCCCAUCUGUGGAUACUUUGUUUUUCGACAUCCCUACCGACAAUCAAAGUCCGGUUUCUGUACUCGAGAACAACGAUAAAACCAGCAGCACCAACAGCAAAAUUAAAGUUACUAGUUGGUGUUUAGAUGGUUCUGUUCCAAUUCGUUAUCCCGUGAAGGCUCGAAGCAAGAGCGUGAGAAAACGUAGGCGUGGCUUUCCCGAACUCUGUUAUCAGCAACGACAACAACCGAUAAGGGCACAACAACCCCGUGUUGGUGGUGGUGGUGGUGGGGUGGCGAGUAUAGGGCGGAGGUGCCAGCAUUGCGGGUCGGAGAAAACCCCACAGUGGAGGGCAGGGCCCAUGGGAGCGAAAACGUUGUGUAAUGCUUGUGGGGUGAGGUAUAAGUCGGGGAGGCUGGUACCCGAGUAUCGGCCAGCUAGCAGCCCGACUUAUUCGGCUUUAUUGCAUUCCAAUUCUCAUAGGAAGAUAGUGGAAAUGAGAAGGCAAAAGCAAGUUGAUGGAGAGUGGUAGUGGAAUAAUAUUCAUAGGGAGGGUUGUUUAGGUUAAUUAGUUUUUUUUUUCAUUAUAAAUUUGAUAAUUAGAUUAGAGUUUGGUUUAAUUUAUUGUACUUUGGUUAGAUUUUAGUCAAGUAAUGGAGGAUUUUCAUGAGUCCAUAGAAAGAUUUUAGUUGGAAUUUUGGAGAAAUCUAAUUGACAUCUUUUGGUCA